Molecule: messenger RNA, 359 nt
Organism: Sphaeroforma arctica JP610
Lineage: Eukaryota; Ichthyosporea; Ichthyophonida
Exons: 2
Biological process (GO): purine nucleotide biosynthetic process; ribonucleoside monophosphate biosynthetic process; 5-phosphoribose 1-diphosphate biosynthetic process
Cellular component (GO): cytoplasm; ribose phosphate diphosphokinase complex
Molecular function (GO): ribose phosphate diphosphokinase activity; magnesium ion binding
Source: RefSeq, a predicted model, not a curated record
AUGUGCAGAGACGUGAACGAUGCCUUGAUGGAGCUGUGUAUAAUGGUCAUGGCGUGCAAGAUGUCCGCUGCUCGCCGUGUGGUGGCAGUGGUACCUUACUACUUCUACAGCAAACAGAGCAAGAAGAAGGAAGGCCGCAGGGGUAUCCCUGCCAAACUGGCUGCCGAUAUGCUCAGAGUGGCGGGUGCCACGCAUGUGGUAUGUCUGGAUCUGCACGCGUCGCAAAUCCAAGGCUUCUUUGAGAUUCCUUGCGAUAACUUGAAUGUGGAGCCAUUCUUCAUCAAAUACGCCACCGAAAACAUUCUCCAGAACGAUCAGAACUAUGUGAUACUCGCCAAGAACGCGGGGGCUGCCAAGAG